Messenger RNA from Neltuma alba, 1586 nucleotides. Its product is annotated as D-aminoacyl-tRNA deacylase-like. NCBI's taxonomy places the organism in Eukaryota, Viridiplantae, Streptophyta, Magnoliopsida, Fabales, Fabaceae. Gene Ontology annotation, molecular function: D-aminoacyl-tRNA deacylase activity. The transcript has 9 exons. Gene Ontology annotation, biological process: D-amino acid catabolic process. The coding region runs from base 179 to 1132 and encodes 317 amino acids. The record is from RefSeq and is a predicted model, not a curated record.
CACCCUUCCCUUGCCAGAUUUCCUGCCGAGCCCCUUACUAGUAUUCAAAAUCAAGUUGGUCUCCUUCUGCGCGUAAAAAUUGAACAUUUAUAUAUAUCAUUAUAUUCAGAUCGCAUGCAUCAUUCCAGCUUCAACCCCGACCCAGAAAAAAAUUCGGAGAAAGAACACAAAGGAGGCAAUGGUGGUACUACUGGUGGCAACAACAACCGACCCAGCUUCGAUCAACCCGGCCAAUGCCUUGUUGGCGAAGCCCCGAUGGCAGCCCGGACCGCACUUCCAGGAUGACAUGAACAGCUUCGUGAAUCAAGGUGCUAGAGUGUUGCUGCAUGGGAAGGGUAUAGUGGAAGAGGACGAUCUGGACAAGAGGUGGGAGGACAAGACAGGGGAGGUGGUCGAUGAGGUCAUCUUCUUCAGCAAGCACACCGCAGUUUCUAAUAAACCUGCCCUCACCGUUCACCCAAUUGGGGUGCCUCACUUGCGUGAAGGUGAUGUUCCACCUCAAGGUGGAAAACCUGGAUGGGCAGCAAUACCGAGCCCUCGGAUCGGGCCUUGGAUUCGGCAUUUGAAAAAACUUGCUCAAGAUCAUAACCUGGUCCCUGAAUUCGAGAUCACUUUGGAGGCUACUCAUCAUGGGCCAUUGACAAAUAAGCCAACCAUGUUUCUAGAGAUUGGAAGUACUGAAGACUAUUGGAAGAGGCAGGAUGCUGCUGAAGUUAUUGCUCAGUUAGUCUGGGAAGGACUCGGGCUUGGAGGAGGGGCAGAUAUAGGAAACUGGAACAGGGAGAAUGAUAAGAAGAAAAUCCUUCUUGGGAUGGGUGGUGGACAUUAUGCACCUCGGCAUAUGGAUGUAGUCAUGAAAGGCGACGUUUGGGUGGGUCACCUACUUUCUGGAUAUUCCUUGCCUAUGGAUGAUCCAAGCCAGUCAAAAGCAGGAACAGGUGAGAAAGAGAUUGGUGGGACUUGGAGAGCGUCUAUAACUGCUGCUUAUGAGGCCACGAGAGCUGGUUUUCCUGGCGGUGAAAUUAUUGCCCAUCUUGACCACAAGAGUUUCAAGGGCUGGCAGAAGAAUGCCAUAACAGAAUUCCUUACUCGGAAGAAUAUUAAAAUUGGCAAGCCAAAUGACUUCUUUUGAUUUUGAAGGAUGAAUGUUCAAGAAACUGAGUUUCUACACAGCGAAGGUGAAAGCAGGCUGAAGAUUGUAGCAUCCCAGAUUUGCAAUCAUGUUAGAUGAUUUUAUACUGAUAAAUGAAGUAGGAGAUGACUUGGUUUGUCCAGAAAUUCAGGGGUUGUUGAAGCCAGCCAUUUUUUUUCAUCUUCCUCAGUUUAUAUUUCAUAAGAAAAGUGAAGAAUGAGUAGAUUCUUCUCUACAUAGCUGCCACAUGUAGCACUCUUUAGGAAAGAAAAUCUGCUGUACCUGAUUUUACGAUAUAAACUUGCUAUGAUAUGACACAUGUAUUUUUUGAGGGGUGAUAUACUCACAUAUGCCUUUACAAUGGCUGGGAGCCCAUCUUGUAAUUUUUACAGAACCCUGUUAAUUUCAUAUCAUGGAGCUAUGGAAUGAAGGUUAUAUCUACAGUUGCCAAAUA